UAAAAUAAAAUUGCUUUAUACAGAAUGAAUGCACUUAAUAAUGCAGUGGGUUUAACUAAUGUGUAUGUGUAAUGCUUAACUGUUUUUGUUCAUUUCGGGUGCGGAAACUUCACUGGAUAGGCAGUGGGUUACAAGCCUAUUUUAUUUAUUGGCAAACAGGAUAAAAAGAAUUCAAAUAGGUGGGUUGCAGACAUAAUCACCCAUCUGCUCCCCACUCCUGUCACAAGGAAUUUUUUAAAUAAGAUGAGGACAGCGUAUGAAUUUAACUUGACUAAGGCAGCCUCCACAGCACAGUAGCUGGACAAUGACGUCUCCAUAGCAAAGCAGCAUCAGGAGCAGUGCCACAGUUCCAUUUUGGAGUCGGAGGGCCUCACAGUGGAGCAGACGGAGAGCAUCACGGUGGAGCAGUCGGAGAGCAUCACGGUGGAGCAGUCGGAGAGCCUCAAUGUGGAGCAGUCGGAGAGCCUCAACAAAAAUAGAAGAUCAGUGACGUACAUGUCGAUUGUUUCUGCAGACCUUUGUUAUCUCGUGAAAAACACGUGUCUGAUGUACGGUAGGUUUUUCUGAGGCUCACAGUAAUUUUUAAACUUGUCUUUUAGUCCUUGUAUUUUAUUUCUCUCCUCUUUUGAGAACUCAAAUGUAUUCCAUACUUUUAUGGCCUUUUCCCCCGCCACGUGGGCCACGUACAGAAAUGUAGCACACUGCACCGUCUCAGACUUCUCUGCUAGCUAGCGACAAAAGUUCCAACCUCUGUAUCCAGUUCUUACAAUUUUCUGAGACUUAAUUGCAGAAUCAAUGGUGGUGGUGGCUGUAACUGUGCCAUCCUCUUUUUCUGCGUUUAUAUCAGUUUUAUUCUGACACCAUGUUCUGUUCUUUAGACAGACAAACGAACAAGAGCUGCUGCUCCUUCACAUUACUUUAUUUUACUGACUUCAGUAACAAAACAUGACUCUGGAUAUCGUUGUGUCAGAUAAACACUAGAUGUCCUCAUAACCCCAUAUAUGUAGAACAUAUUCAAUAUGUUACACACAAUAACAACAUAAACAUUCAUACACAAUAACAUCAUAAACAUUCAUACACAAUAACAUCAUAAACAUUCAUACACAAUAACACCAUAAACAUUCUUACACAAUAACACCAUAAACAUUUUUAACAACAUAACAACAUAAACUCAUUUUUGGAUAAAAUAAUCAACUGUCAUAUCCUGUUUCACUUAACAUAACAUAACAUGACAUGAUAUAUAUCAUGACAUGACUUAACAUGACUUGACAUACACUGUAUUUACUGUAAAUUUACAAAUAAUUCCUAACAGUAUUGUGGUGUAUUUUCAUAAAACAUUGUCAUACUGUGUACUUUAUUAAAUGACUGUAAAUGUACAGUAUUUCUUAUAUUUUAGCCACUUGAUCUGUAAUACAUUAUUAUACUGUUGACGUGUUGCAUCGUGGGAGUGAUUUGGCGUUCAGUUUAAAGUUUGUGUGUGUACGGUUCAGAGCUGUGAUGAUGUGAACAGACAUGAACAACACUUGAGUUGUUGAGGUAAGAUUUUUACAAAUAUCUUUCUUGUGUAUUUAAAGUGUAUAGUUUAAAAAGGAACACAUUCAUUUAAAAUAAACUUUAAAAUUUAAAUGACAGAAAGAAUACACAAAAGACUAAAGUUACAUCAGAAGGCAGUCAGUACAGACAUUACUGUGAAGCAGCUCUAUGGCACUAAAAGCUUAACAAGAAGGGAUUAAAGAAAGAAAGAGAAAGAUCAGUCUUUAUAUCAGUCUUUGUAUCAGUCUUUAUAUCAGUCUUUAUUUCAGUCUUUGUAUCAGUCUUUGAAGGCACUGUGAAUCACAACUAAUGGAGUGAAACCUAAGAGAAAAAGGAGAAAACACAGAGUAUAAGUUUUGCUCUUAUGCUUUAGUGCUUUAAAAUAAAGUGCAUUAAUCAUAAAAAUCUCACAUACAAAAACUGUUGAAACUACACGAACAUUACUAUUUUAUAGAAACUCCUUCAUCAAUCGAUUAUUGACCUUUUCAAUAGAAUGAACAAAAAAAUACUGAGUUAUUUUCUGGAGUAAAGGAAACAAAAUAAUUGAUUGAUCUUUCCUGUUCAAUCACAAAAACGACAAGGUUUCAAAACUUUCAAGAGCCGAUUUGAUAAACGGAUUCAAAGAAUCGAUUCAUUCCCAAACGACACACCAACACUAUUUACCCCAGCGAAAUCUCUAAGUCAGGGCUAUUCAAUUAGUUUGUCAUGUGGGUCAGUUCAUGAAAAGUGUCCCAAACGAGGCCCGUGUUGUAUUUUGAAACUGCAUUAGAACAUGAACUGAAAUUUAAGUGCAAAUAAAAUUGUUUCAUGGUGUUUUUUCUCUCACAGGAGCGCGUGCUCGCGUCACUCGAACAAAGUCACGUGACUCCUGCUCUGUACUGCGACUGCGCAGAAGACUGAACUGAGAGAAAAUACAGUUUAUUACAGUUUUUUCCAAUUGCUAACACACUAAAAUGACAAGCACAGCACAAUUAUUUAAACUGACACACAGAGAGCAAAACUUCUUCUCAAGUCUCCAAAGGUCUAAACACAUUUUCUGCCUUACACACAUUGUGCAUUUCGAAAUGGCACUUUUUAAAUUCCCUGAACACAGUUCUCUGCAUAAGACGCAACAAUCUGACAUAAAGUCACAUGUUUGCUAUUUCAAAACACUGCCAUUCAAAAUGACACUAAAUGAGCUAAUUGGCCAACUACAUGAGCCACCUGGCCAAACACCUCAAUGGUUAAUUGUUAACACUUCAGUCAGGAUGUAAGCACUAUGAAAAGACCACAGGUGACAGCCUUUUUUUUUUACUACAACAACAAUGGAAGACAUUGCAGAAAGAGGAAGAGGAAGAGGAGGUUGAGAAUAAGAGGGGGAGGAAGAGUGAGAGGUAGAGCAGGUAGAGGAGUUCAUGGUCAAAGAAGACAAACACUUUCAAAUGAAAUCAGAGCAACCUUAGUAGAUCAUGUCAUCAACCAUGGGCUGACAAUGCGUGAGGCUGGACAGAGAGUGCAGCCAAACUUGAGCCGUUUUACUGUCGCAUCUGUCAUCCGGACCUUUAGACUGGAGAACAGGACUGAGAGACGACACUAUGGUGGAGGAAGGGGCCAAAUGUUCACCGGGGUACAGGAAGCUGCCAUUGUAAACUUGGUUUUGGAAAAUAAUGAAAUCAGAUUACAAGAAAUUCAAAGCCACAUCAUUCAAGACAACACCUUAUUCAGCAACAUUCAACGAGUCAGUCUGUCCACAUUGGCUCGCAUUCUCAAGCGAAACCAAAUCAGAAUGAAACAACUUUAUAAGAUGCCAUUUGAGAGAAACUCUCAAAGAAACAAAGAGUUCAGACAAGCAUAUGUGGAUGUAGUACUGGAAAUGGAUGCUCAUGCAAUCCCACAUGAGUUCAUCUUUAUAGAUAAGACUGGGUUCUACCUAGCAAAGUCCAGAAGAAGGGGGAGAAACGUCAUUGGCCACAGAGCCAUUAUAGAUGUUCCUGGCCAACGUGGUGGAAACAUCACAAUGUGCGCUGCCAUCUCUAGUAUGCAUGGUGUCCUCCACCGUCAUGCCAACCUUGGACCAUACAACACAGCCCAUAUUCCCACAUUUCUGGACAGACUUCACAACAUUCUCAUACCACCAGAGUGUAUGAAUGAUGCAGACCAUCAAAGAAACCGGUACGUUGUAGUAUGGGACAACGUGAGCUUUCAUCGUGCAUCCCCAGUCCAACACUGGUUUGCUGACCACCCAACAUUUCUCGCGCAAUACCUCCCACCACAUUCACCAUUUCUGAACCCCAUAGAAGAGUUCUUUUCGGCAUGGCGGUGGAAGGUAUACGACUGGCAGCCGUUUGUGUGCAUGCCUCUUGUGCAGGCAAUGGAAGAGGCAUGUGAUGAGAUUGAUGUGGGUGCAAUUCAGGGAUGGAUAAGGCACUCAAGGCACUUCUUCCCUCGAUGUCUGGCAAGGGAAGAUAUUGCUUGUGAUGUUGACGUUGUUGCCAGACCCGGCUGUGCGGCAGGCAAGAUGCUGCCUAAUUAUUUUUCUUGCCUCUUUUUUUACUGUAAUAUAUUUUUGAUGAGCUCGGUCACUCGGGAGGAGCUCAGAGUAGAGCCGCUGCUCCUCCACAUCGAGAGGAGUCAGUUGAGGUAGCUCGGGCAUCUGUUU
Tachysurus fulvidraco (yellow catfish) is the source of this 4171-nucleotide messenger RNA. RefSeq lists its product as uncharacterized. The transcript has 5 exons. Lineage: Eukaryota; Metazoa; Chordata; Actinopteri; Siluriformes; Bagridae. Gene Ontology annotation, molecular function: nucleic acid binding. Bases 2792 to 4156 code for a protein of 454 amino acids. The record is from RefSeq and is a predicted model, not a curated record.